CAACAGUAGGAAGUGGGUCGCUGCGUCAGUGAAAUCCAGUCAGGAGUAUUUGAAUUCAGCAAAUGCGUAACAAAAUGUAAUUAUUAAUGUGUUGUAAAUCAGAACGUUGCAUAAUUUGAGGACUUCGGUGCAGCUGGACAAAUGAGUGUGCGUGCUCUGUGGAUUAUCUCUCACGAGAAGGGAGAAAAUGUGUCGAUACGCUUUUCAAGGAGGUUCUCCACAGUGGAGCACCGUGCAAAGCGCCUGGCAGGUUCCUCAUAUGUAGCAGUCCCAGAGGAAAGCACUGUGUUGCAGCUCCUGCUCACUGAGCUGGGCCUGUCAGACCCAGACAAGUCUUAUGUGGCUCUCAGAGAUGAUUGCCUUUAUCGCCAGCGGUCACCAGCCCUGGAGCUGCGUGUGGACGGUCCUGGAAAGGGAACACUUUGGCCAGUGUUGGCCAUCUCACAAGGGCCUCUUAUCCUGGCUUGCCUGUGUUUAGUGGAUGUCCCUCCUGAGCCACGGCCACCCCUGGCCAACCUGUUGUCUGUCUCACAGGGCCUCACGCUCCUGGAAGGCCUGCAAAAUUUUCUCCUCGGCUCGGGGAGUAAGCCUGAUAGCGAGGGGCUGGCCUCUCGCCUGACGAUGCUCCCCUCUGUGCUCCUGCAGAUUUGUCCACUUGGUACACCCCUGGAUGUGCCAACGCUAGGAGCACCUGCUACACCCACAGUGCCCACACCUGCUGGGAACCAGAAGCAGCCGGCCUGGAAGACAGGGCUCCACCGCGGUCGAGCUGUUGUGAAUGUAGCACUGAAAGAAACAGUAAGGUCCAUGCAGUACGGUAACCGGAGCAGACAGGACCUCUGGGAUGUUUACGGCACAGUGACGUGCAAAGUAAGUUUGGAGGGGGUGCUCCCAAAUGUGACAGUGACUCUCACAUUGCCACCAAAUGGUUCUCCACUACAGGACAUCCUGGUCCAUCCCUGCGUCACCUCACUGGAUUCUAGUAUCCUGACGGCCAGCAGUGUAGAUAACUGUGAUGGCUCAGCUUUCUCUGGGCCGUAUAAGUUCCCUUUCUCCCCUCCUCUGGAGCCUUUCAGACUGUGCAGCUACACGUCUCAGGUUCCUGUUCCCCCUAUCCUUGGAUCCUAUCAGCUGAAGGAAGAAGAAAACCAUCUGCGUGUGUCAGUAACCCUCAAACUUCACGAGAGUGUUAAGAAUAGCUUUGAAUACUGUGAAGCACACCUGCCCUUCUUUAACAGGGAUCAGAUGGGUGUUGUUGAUGUGAAGGUGAGCUCCGGACAGCUGGAUGUUUCAAAGGAGAAGAACCUGCUGGUCUGGACCCUGGGACAAAAGUUCCCUAAAUGUCGUGAGGUCACCAUGGAGGGCAGGAUCACCUUCUCCGGGCCAACACCAGGACCUUCUGACCCCCUCUGCACAGAUCUUACAGCGUACAUCAAAUUGUAUUUCAAAGUGCCUGACAUGACGCUGUCUGGAUGCUGUGUGGACCAGCAUUCAGUGCAGGUUUAUUCCUCUGCCAAACCACGGAUUGUAACAUCCCGAGAGCUUCAAUCCAAAGAGUACCUCAUAUGGAAUUCAACAGGUACCGCUCCGGUGUCCUCUGGGCAGAUGAUGCUGUAGCAUGGAUCCAUAAGGACUGGCUGGGUGGAAAGAUCCUGAUGGCUGCUCCAGGGUGACCGGCAGACCAGGGAGGGUCCAUUGUGGUUUGAGCUGUCCCCCCUCUUCUUGUGGACUACUCCAUGGGGCCACUUUACGCAACCUGGGUCUGGAGCCUGUGGAGCCCAUUGUCCUGCUCUCUGUCCCAAAGGCUGACACGCUGAAAUACUAACUUUUCCUCCAGUACAAGUGAGAUAUGUAAAGUCUUGUAGUUAGUGUAUCUUUCUUUAAUUCUUAAACGAUCUCACCUUUC
Lates calcarifer (barramundi perch) is the source of this 1906-nucleotide messenger RNA. RefSeq names its product adaptor related protein complex 5 subunit mu 1 (gene ap5m1). Lineage: Eukaryota; Metazoa; Chordata; Actinopteri; Centropomidae. Gene Ontology annotation, cellular component: late endosome; AP-type membrane coat adaptor complex; cytosol. The record is from RefSeq and is a predicted model, not a curated record. The transcript has 9 exons. Bases 142 to 1617 code for a protein of 491 amino acids. Gene Ontology annotation, biological process: endosomal transport.